GUCAGUGCUGGUCCGAUGGCCAGGUUUUGCAUCUCCAGAGAUUUAGAAGACCUUUAAUAGUCCAGGGAUUCGGCUGCAGCUUCCCUAAAUCCUUUUCCCCUUCUGGUUCUGGCACCCUCUUCAAGAAUCGAGACAGGCAGAGACGCUUGAUAGCAGAGACCAACAUCUCCCUUUGCCCAGCCAAGAUGCAACGUUUUGAAGCUUGGCGUCGCUCUUUCCCGUUUCUUUCCCGCUUCCGCGUUUACAAGAAGCUGAGCUGUGGCAUGCAGGCCGAUGAAGGCACAGACUGGCUACUGGAGCUGUUGACCGAAGUCCAGCUUCAGCAGUACUUCCUUCGGAUCCGCGAUGACCUCAACGUCACUCGCCUGUCGCACUUCGAGUACGUUAAGAAUGAGGACUUGGAGAAAAUCGGAAUGGGGCGGCCAGGCCAGAGGCGCCUCUGGGAGGCCGUGAAGAGGAGGAAAGCUGUGUGCAAGCGGAAAUCCUGGAUGAGCAAGGUGUUCAGCGGGAAGCGGCCCGACUCGGAGAUGAUGCAGCCCCCGCCGCCGAGUCUUCUGAGCAAGCGGUCAAGCCCGGUAGCCCUCGAGGAGGUUCAGCAACAGGCCUUGACUUGCCUCAUCAGCGAGAAGGACCUGGUGCUGCUGGAGAAGCUGGGGGACGGCUCCUUUGGGGUGGUGCGACGUGGGGAAUGGUGCGCCCCAGCAGGCAAGGUGCUGAAUGUGGCGGUCAAGUGUCUGAAGACAGAUGUCCUGAACCAGCCUGAAGCUCUGGACGACUUCAUCCGUGAGGUCAACACCAUGCAUUCCCUGGACCACAUCAACCUCAUCCGCCUCUAUGGGGUGGUGCUUUCGAAUCCCAUGAAGAUGGUGACUGAGCUGGCCCCGCUGGGCUCGCUGCUGGACCGUCUUCGCAAGAACCUGGGGCAUUUCCUGAUUGCCACGCUCUGCCAGUACGCCAUCCAGAUUGCCCGCGGCAUGGCCUACCUGGAGUCCAAGCGCUUCAUCCACCGAGACCUGGCCGCCCGAAACAUCCUCCUGGCUGCUAAUGACCUGGUCAAGAUUGGCGACUUUGGGCUCAUGCGGGCCUUGCCCAAGAACAACGACCAUUACAUCAUGCAGGAGCACCGUAAAGUCCCCUUUGCAUGGUGUGCCCCAGAGAGUCUGAAGACACGCACCUUCUCCCACGCCAGCGACACCUGGAUGUUUGGCGUAACCCUGUGGGAGAUGUUCACUUACGGGCAGGAGCCGUGGAUCGGCCUUAACGGCAGUCAGAUUUUGCACAAGAUCGAUAAGGAAGGUGAACAGCUGCCCCGGCCAGAAGAUUGUCCCCAGGACAUUUACAACGUCAUGUUGCAGUGCUGGGCACAUAAACCAGAAGAUCGACCCACCUUUGUGGCUCUGCGGGACUUCCUCUUGGAGGCCCAACCCACGGAUAUGCGAGCUCUGCAAGAUUUUGAAGAACCAGACAAGCUCCUUAUCCAGAUGAAUGAUAUAAUCACAGUCAUCGAGGGCAGGGCGGAGAACUACUGGUGGCGGGGCCAGAAUAAGCGAACGCUGAAAGUGGGCCAAUUCCCACGCAACACAGUGACCUCGGUGGCAGGGCUGUCUGCCCACGACAUCAGCCAGCCUCUCAAGAACAGCUUCAUCCAUACGGGCCAUGGCGACACCAACCCGCAGCAAAGCUGGGGCUUUCCUGACAAGAUUGAUGACUUGUACCUGGGAAAUCCCAUGGACCCCCCAGAUGUCCUAGGAUUGGAUUUGAACCCUGCUAGGCCUACUCAGCUGCCAGGAAGGACAAAAAGAGAGCCACCACCUCGGCCGCCCCAGCCCUCGAUACUUCUGAAGCAGCCCUUGUACGACCCAGUGAGCGAGGAGGAGAACGCUCUGGCCAUCAGUCUCAAGCAACUCUGCCUGAAAAAGAAAUCCGGACCUGCAAGCGGAGGGCUGCGGGUUGGAAAGCCCUCCGCCUGUGUCUCGGGCACCAAGGUGGGCGAGAGGCUGCUCCUGCCGCGCUCCAAAGGGGGCGGCCCGCCUGCCAACGAGGUGACGCUAAUAGACUUUGGGGACGAGCCUGUUCCCACCACCCCGUCACCCGUAGGGGAGUUCUGCGCCCCCUCCCUGGCCAGGCUGGCCAUGCAGGCCUUCUCCCUGUUGGACAAGACACCUCCUCAGAGUCCCACCCAAGCGUUGCCCCGUCCCCUCCACCCGACUCCCAUCGUGGACUGGGAUGCCCGCCCCCUGCCUCUGCCGCCCGCCUACGACGACGUCGCCCAGGACGAGGAAGACUUGGAGGUGUGCUCCAUCAAUAGCGCUGAAGGGCUGGUGGGGCGGCCGCAGGGCAGAAGCUGGGAGACGGGUGAAGUUAACUGUGGCUUCGCCUCGGAGGGAGACCGCCCGGCUCCCCCGCUGGAGGACAACCUCUUCCUGCCCCCCAAGGAGACCAAGCAGCCGAGUCCUGCCCAGACCACGGAGAUCUUCCAGGAGCUGCAGCAAGAGUGCAUGAAGCGCCUCAAUGUCCCCUUGGGCGUCCCUUCCGUGGCCACCCCCCCCAGCCCCGGGGAGGACAAGCCGCAGAUCCCCCCUCGGGUGCCCAUCCUGCCCCUCCCUUCCCGUAGGAACGAGCACGGCCGCUGGUCUGGAGAACCGUCCCCGGCAUCUGGAGGGGAAGAAGACCGUCCACCCCAGAUCCCUCCGCGAGACCGCUUGUCCCAGCCCGGAUCCAGGACUCCCAGUCCGAGGGCGCUGCAGGGCGGAUCUCCACAGCCGAGGGCCGGCCUUUGUUCCCCGCUUUCUCUGGGCAUGUUCCUGUCCACGUCCCCCGGGAAGCAGCCCAUGCCCACAACCCAGAGCUUCGCUUUGGAUCCCAAAUAUGCCGCCCCCAAGGUAAUCCAGGCCCAAGGGAAAGAGAGCGCCAAGGGACCCUGCAUCCUGCCCAUCGUCAAGGAUGGCCGGAAAGUCAGCAACACCCACUACUAUCUGCUCCCGGAGCGCCCCCCGUACCUGGACAAGUAUGAGAAGUUUUUCAAGGAGAUUAAGAACCCGGAUGAAGCUGGGCCGCCGAGCCGAGCAGUCACCACCGCAACCGUGCGGCCCAUGAUCCAGCAACAGCCGGACUACAAAGCCAACUUCUCUUCCAACAACAGCAACAGUGCCGUCAAGGCCACCUGCAGCCUCCAGAAGAUCAUCUACGAUGGCUCCGAAGGGCCGCGGCCGUCAGAUAAGAUACGACUGGUGCAGGAGACCGUGCACGGCGUCACCACGGAGGAGUGUCAAGCCGCUCUGCAGAAUCACAGCUGGAACGUGCAGAAGGCUGUCCAGUAUCUGAAGGUUGAGCAGCUCUUUUGCCUGGGACUGAAGACUCGGCUGGAGUGUCACAAAGUUCUGGAGACGUUCAACUGGAACUUGGAGCAGGCCAGUUCUCACCUGCUGGACCCCUACAGUGCUUCCCAACACAAACGGUGAAGGUGUUUGUCCUCCCAAACUGUUGACCCUUUGGGGAUGCCCAGAAUUGAGGACCCUCCUCUUCCAAUACUAUUGGACCAAGAGUCCCUUUCGAGACGGUGGAUGACGGAUCCCAGAGAAGCAACCCUGCAGCCAGGACUGCUGUGGACAGCCAGUGUGACCCCCCCACCUCGCCUCCCUCUCAGCCGGUGACGGUGCCCUCAGGCUGAGUUGCUUGUGUUCUCCUGAGCUCCUGCUUCUGGCUGUUAUUCAUGUCGCUGGAUUUCUUUUGUAAAGAGAAGUGUUACGUUAAUAUAUAAAUACUCUGUUCUAUUUUGGAAAAAAAGGA
This is a messenger RNA of Candoia aspera, 3789 nucleotides long. RefSeq names its product tyrosine kinase non receptor 2 (gene TNK2). The coding region runs from base 186 to 3461 and encodes 1091 amino acids. Gene Ontology annotation, biological process: negative regulation of epidermal growth factor receptor signaling pathway; signal transduction; protein phosphorylation. The transcript has 16 exons. Lineage: Eukaryota; Metazoa; Chordata; Lepidosauria; Squamata; Candoiidae. The record is from RefSeq and is a predicted model, not a curated record. Gene Ontology annotation, molecular function: protein binding; protein serine/threonine/tyrosine kinase activity; protein tyrosine kinase activity.